UCAGAAGGCGGAAGGAUAUUGCCAAAUGACGUACGCCUUCCAUAUAUAAGACAGGCACCGUCAUCGCUGCGGUAGUUUUUUUCGGCGGAUGCUGAGGUCCUUACUCGUAAAGAAAGUGAAAGAGUGAUUGACGCAGCGCUUUACAGGUGCAGUCAUGCAGAUCUUUGUGAAGACCCUCACCGGCAAGACCAUCACCCUGGAAGUGGAGCCCAGUGACACCAUUGAGAAUGUAAAGGCCAAAAUCCAGGACAAAGAAGGCAUUCCACCUGAUCAGCAGAGGCUGAUCUUUGCUGGCAAGCAGCUGGAAGAUGGUCGCACCCUCUCUGACUACAACAUACAGAAGGAGUCCACCCUCCACCUUGUGCUCCGUCUGAGAGGUGGUAUGCAGAUCUUUGUCAAGACCCUCACCGGCAAAACCAUCACCCUGGAGGUGGAGCCCAGUGACACCAUUGAGAAUGUAAAGGCCAAAAUCCAGGACAAAGAAGGCAUUCCACCUGAUCAGCAGAGGCUGAUCUUUGCUGGCAAGCAGCUGGAAGAUGGUCGCACCCUCUCUGACUACAACAUACAGAAGGAGUCCACCCUCCACCUUGUGCUCCGUCUGAGAGGUGGUAUGCAGAUCUUUGUCAAGACCCUCACCGGCAAAACCAUCACCCUGGAGGUGGAGCCCAGUGACACCAUUGAGAAUGUAAAGGCCAAAAUCCAGGACAAGAAGGCACCACCUGAUCAGCAGAGGCUGAUCUUUGCUGGCAAGCAGCUGGAAGAUGGUCGCACCCUCUCCGACUACAACAUACAGAAGGAGUCCACCCUCCACCUUGUGCUCCGUCUGAGAGGUGGUAUGCAGAUCUUUGUCAAGACCCUCACUGGCAAAACCAUCACCCUGGAAGUGGAGCCCAGUGACACCAUUGAGAAUGUCAAGGCCAAAAUCCAGGACAAAGAAGGCAUUCCACCUGAUCAGCAGAGGCUGAUCUUUGCUGGCAAGCAGCUGGAAGAUGGUCGCACCCUCUCCGACUACAACAUCCAGAAGGAGUCCACCCUUCACCUUGUGCUCCGUCUGAGAGGUGGUAUGCAGAUCUUUGUGAAAACCCUGACUGGCAAGACCAUCACCCUGGAGGUCGAGCCCAGUGACACCAUUGAGAAUGUCAAGGCCAAAAUCCAGGACAAAGAAGGCAUUCCACCUGAUCAGCAGAGGCUGAUCUUUGCUGGCAAACAGCUGGAAGAUGGUCGCACCCUCUCCGACUACAACAUCCAGAAAGAGUCCACCCUCCAUCUUGUGCUCCGUCUGAGAGGUGGUAUGCAGAUCUUUGUCAAGACCCUCACCGGCAAAACCAUCACCCUGGAGGUCGAGCCCAGUGACACCAUUGAGAAUGUCAAGGCCAAAAUCCAGGACAAAGAAGGCAUUCCACCUGAUCAGCAGAGGCUGAUCUUUGCUGGCAAACAGCUGGAAGAUGGUCGCACCCUCUCCGACUACAACAUACAGAAGGAGUCCACCCUCCACCUUGUGCUCCGUCUGAGAGGUGGCCAGUAAAAAAUAGUAUGAAUAAUAAAUCCCUCAAACAAAAUGACCUUUAAAGUGAUGUGCAUGCAGUGUAAUGAUUCCAAAGUUGUCAUGUUACAGAAAUAAAGUCUUUGAACAUCAA
Molecule: messenger RNA, 1637 nt
Organism: Thalassophryne amazonica
Lineage: Eukaryota; Metazoa; Chordata; Actinopteri; Batrachoidiformes; Batrachoididae
Gene: ubb
Product: ubiquitin B
Biological process (GO): modification-dependent protein catabolic process; protein ubiquitination
Cellular component (GO): cytoplasm; nucleus
Molecular function (GO): protein tag activity; ubiquitin protein ligase binding
Source: RefSeq, a predicted model, not a curated record